GGUAAAUAAGCCCCCCUCAUGGGCUGAUAGGGUCAAAGAUCAGGUGCGAAAAAUGCCAUAAAGAAUUUUCCCUUCGAUUUACUCCCCCCCCUCCUAUCGUAUGUCUCGAAUUGUUGCUCAGAUAGAAAAAAAUAGAUAAUCAAAAUAAAUAAACCAAAAAAGAUAGUCAAAAUUGAUAUUAUUUCUGCGCAUUUGACGAAGAUCAACCCCAAAUGAUUGCGAUAAGCUUGUAUGGAAAUACAAAAGACGGACCAUUUGAUAUUUGACCCAAAAAAUCCAGCAAGGCUUAGGCCCUUGAAAAUAAAUAAAAAAAUCAGAAAAUAACUGUCGGGGAAAAAUAUGAGCAAAAAAUAGUUAGCCCCAAAUUAGCGGUCAAAUAUUAAAUGGUCCCUCCAACUGCAGAUCACGUACUUCAUCUUGACUGGAAUCUUUAGGUAUGGCUACAAUAUUUGACUUCUCGCCUAAAGAUUGGUACGAGGGGUUAGCAAACUAUCUGGUGCUGGCGACGAUUGCGAUCAUGGGGUUUUUCGUCACCAUAUCUAUCAUUCUCACUAUAAUACGGUGCUGCCAGAGGCUUGUGAACCAAGACGGUUUCGAUGCUCCAAAUACGGUACCAGGCAUUCGGGAUUCCCGGACAUGGACACAACAUCAUCCUGGAGAGAAGAAAUCGAGGAUGCUUUUUUAUGCUUUGACUCCUCCGGUAAGGGAUCAAUAAAGAUGGUGGAUUGCCUAUUGUUGAUUCGUUCUCUUGGAUACAACCUAUCGGAAGCUAAGAUGCUUAACUACACGAGGUUGAUGGGAUAUGCAGCAAACACUAAAGCAACGCUUCCAGAGAUCAACGAGCUAAUAUCCCUUAUUGACAAAGAGCAAUGCGAGUCUUUUAGAGUUGAGAUGCAAAGUGCUUACUCGCUAUUUGACUCUGACAACAAGGGAUACAUUUGCUUGGAAGAGUUUAAAAGAGCAUUUGGCUACACAUGCGCCACAGAUGAAGAGAUCGCCGAGAUCAUGAGACUCGGGGACAAAGAUGGUGAUGGCAAGCUCGAAUUUCAAGAUUUUCGACGGCUGAUGCUACCCGUGGAUAGUAUUGAACAAAUGACCGCCUCAGCAUCGUAACCGAACGCAAAAACAGACACGUACACAGACGACAAAAAGUGUGUGUGUGUGUGGGGGGGGGGGGGGGG
Messenger RNA from Nematostella vectensis (starlet sea anemone), 1181 nucleotides. Its product is annotated as neo-calmodulin-like. The record is from RefSeq and is a predicted model, not a curated record. Lineage: Eukaryota; Metazoa; Cnidaria; Anthozoa; Actiniaria; Edwardsiidae. Gene Ontology annotation, molecular function: calcium ion binding. The transcript has 5 exons. The coding region runs from base 637 to 1113 and encodes 158 amino acids.